AUGAUCAAGAAACUCCUUUUGGUGCAGGCUGCGACAAGCCUUGUGAUCCUUUGCUCCACGAAUAAGUUAAAGAAUGAAAAACAAAUCCUCCGAACAGGUUGUGCUCUGCUGAAGGGAGUGAAAUACAAAACGCGUAAAAGAGCGUUUGCACAGCCAAUCAGCGGGUCUUUAAAAAAGAAAAAGUACAAUACAAGGGAAGCACACGCGACAAAUGAAAUUCUCAUUUUCGACUUGAGCGAAAAACUUAUAAAUUACAAACUCGCUUUUGAACUGCAAAGCUGGUUGCAUCAAUCCAAAAUUAAUUUGCAAAAUGGAAACAAAUUUCCCAUAAGUUCGAAUACACCAAAAUUGGUGAAAGAUAAAACUAAGAGGUUUGAAAAAAAUCUUAAAAAAUAUGAUUUUUGCAUCAUUCUUCAGCACACUCCAUGCUACACCUUGGGCAGCUCAGCACACCUGGGUGACAUCCUUCUGGAUAAAAGGAGUUACUACAUUGAGGAGUUAGGGGAUAUAUACAACAACUUCGACGAAAGGAUCCUUUCCCAAUUUGUUAGUAAGCACGAAUAUAUUAAAAGCGAAAUAGACGAGAGCGAAAAUUAUGAUGAAGAAAAAAACUAUUUUGACAGCUUUUCACAAAAUGCAAAUAAAGUGAAAAUGCCGAUAUAUCGUAUUAACAGAGGAGGGAAGGCAACAUACCAUGGACCGGGGCAGCUAAUCAUAUACUUCAUUUUAGAUUUAAAA
This is a messenger RNA of Plasmodium cynomolgi strain B, 738 nucleotides long. Its product is annotated as lipoate-protein ligase. Gene Ontology annotation, biological process: protein lipoylation. The annotation marks the transcript as partial. Gene Ontology annotation, molecular function: lipoyl(octanoyl) transferase activity. NCBI's taxonomy places the organism in Eukaryota, Apicomplexa, Aconoidasida, Haemosporida, Plasmodiidae. The record is from RefSeq and is a predicted model, not a curated record. Gene Ontology annotation, cellular component: mitochondrion. The transcript has a single exon.